UAUAUAUAUAUACAGCCCUCUGUAUUGUAUCUAACAUCAUAUGAAACUCACAAAAAUUACAGAGAGAGAGAGAGAAUAAAAAUCCAGUCUUUAAUUCCAACAUUUAAUGUUUGUCUGAAACUCUCAAAAUUAAAAAAAAAAAAAAAAAAAAAGAAUGGCAGGAAAUAUGGAUCGGAUAAAGGGCCCGUGGAGCCCGGAAGAAGACGAUCUAUUACAGUCGUUGGUUCAGAGGCACGGCCCGAGGAACUGGACCCUGAUAAGUAGAUCCAUACCCGGAAGAUCCGGAAAGAGCUGCCGACUACGGUGGUGCAACCAGCUCUGCCCGCACGUGGAGCACCGCCCCUUCACGCCGGAAGAAGACGACGCCAUAAUCCGGGCCCACUCCAGGUUCGGGAACAAGUGGGCCACCAUCGCCCGCCUCCUCUCGGGCCGGACCGACAACGCAAUCAAGAACCACUGGAACUCCACCCUCAAACGGAAGUCCGCUUCUCUCAGCUUCAGCUCCGACGGCGGUGGUGGUGGUGUCGGGUCGGAGCGGCCUCUGAAGAGAUCCGUCAGCGCCGGGUCGGGUCUGCCUGUGUCGGGUCUUUAUUUGAGUCCGGGCAGCCCUUCAAUCUCCGACGGUUGCAAUUCGAGUCUGCAGGUGGUGGUGCCGCCGAUUGACGACCCGCCGACGGGUCUAAGCCUUUCGCUUCCGGGAGUCGAGUCAACUGAGUCGACGACCAGUCACAGGACUGAGUCAACUCAGCCGAAAAUGAACCCGGUCCAAUUGACGCUGCCGCUUCUGACCACUCCGCCGCCGCCGCCGCCGCCGCAGUUGGGUUUAAGUAGUGAAUUAAUGGCGGUUAUGCAGGAAAUGAUAAGGGCGGAGGUGAGGAGUUACAUGAUCAUGGGCGGCGUAGAGCAACAGCAGAAGAUGGGAAUAUGCGUUCAGCUAGGAAAUAAUGCAAAUGAGGGAUUUAGGAAUAACGCCGCCAUGAAAGGCGUCGGGAUUAGCCGGGAUUGAUUAAUUUAUCUUUAUCUUGAAAAAGAAAAUAGGGAAAUCAGAAAAAUAAAGAAUUAA
This is a messenger RNA of Erythranthe guttata (spotted monkey flower), 1063 nucleotides long. NCBI's taxonomy places the organism in Eukaryota, Viridiplantae, Streptophyta, Magnoliopsida, Lamiales, Phrymaceae. The record is from RefSeq and is a predicted model, not a curated record.